This is a messenger RNA of Tarenaya hassleriana, 1457 nucleotides long. RefSeq names its product polyubiquitin. Gene Ontology annotation, cellular component: nucleus; cytoplasm. Lineage: Eukaryota; Viridiplantae; Streptophyta; Magnoliopsida; Brassicales; Cleomaceae. The transcript is spliced from 2 exons. The record is from RefSeq and is a predicted model, not a curated record. Gene Ontology annotation, molecular function: protein tag activity; ubiquitin protein ligase binding. Gene Ontology annotation, biological process: protein ubiquitination; modification-dependent protein catabolic process. Bases 105 to 1250 code for a protein of 381 amino acids.
UGACCUCUCUCCUAUAAAUCAAGGCCCUAACCUUACACCAUUUCCACAAUUCAUCUGGCAAAUAGAACGACAAUUCUCUUCUCAUCCCCAAGCGAUCAAUCAAGAUGCAAAUCUUCGUCAAGACCCUCACAGGCAAGACAAUCACUCUCGAGGUCGAGAGCUCCGACACAAUUGACAAUGUUAAGGCGAAAAUCCAGGACAAGGAGGGGAUCCCCCCGGACCAGCAGAGGCUGAUCUUCGCUGGUAAGCAGUUGGAGGAUGGCCGAACGCUCGCCGACUACAACAUCCAGAAAGAGUCCACCCUCCACUUGGUCCUCCGUCUCCGUGGUGGUAUGCAAAUCUUCGUCAAGACCCUCACGGGCAAGACGAUCACUUUGGAGGUUGAGAGCUCCGACACCAUCGACAACGUGAAAGCUAAGAUUCAGGACAAGGAGGGCAUCCCACCUGACCAGCAGAGGCUGAUCUUCGCUGGAAAGCAGCUUGAGGACGGCCGAACCUUGGCUGACUACAACAUCCAGAAGGAGUCCACCCUCCACUUGGUCCUCCGUCUCCGUGGUGGCAUGCAAAUCUUCGUCAAGACCCUUACGGGCAAGACGAUCACUUUGGAGGUCGAGAGCUCUGACACCAUCGACAACGUGAAAGCCAAGAUCCAGGACAAGGAAGGCAUCCCACCGGACCAGCAGAGGUUGAUCUUUGCCGGUAAGCAGUUGGAGGAUGGCCGUACUCUGGCCGACUACAACAUCCAGAAGGAGUCCACUCUCCAUCUGGUCCUCCGUCUCCGUGGUGGUAUGCAGAUAUUUGUGAAGACUCUGACCGGCAAGACCAUCACCCUCGAGGUCGAGAGCUCUGACACCAUCGACAAUGUCAAGGCUAAGAUCCAGGACAAGGAGGGGAUCCCACCGGACCAGCAGAGGCUGAUCUUUGCCGGUAAGCAGCUGGAGGAUGGCCGCACCCUGGCGGACUACAACAUCCAGAAGGAGUCUACCCUUCACUUGGUCCUCCGUCUGCGAGGUGGAAUGCAGAUUUUCGUGAAGACCCUGACGGGGAAGACCAUCACCCUGGAGGUGGAAAGCUCGGACACCAUUGACAACGUGAAGGCCAAGAUCCAGGACAAGGAAGGGAUCCCACCGGACCAGCAGCGUCUGAUCUUUGCCGGGAAGCAGCUGGAGGACGGUCGCACCCUGGCGGACUACAACAUCCAGAAGGAGUCGACCCUCCACCUUGUCCUGCGUCUGCGUGGUGGUCUCUGAAAGUAUAUGGCUGGUUGGUCUAAAAAAGUAUGUCUUGUUUCCGUUCCGUGACUCUGUCUGUGUUGUUGAUGGUUGGGGGCUCUAGUCAAAAGGCCCCGUAAUAAUUCUGUACUCUUCUCUCGUAAUCGUGUUCUAUUUGAAUUGCGCUUUUAUUCUGUAAACGACUUCCGGCAAUGCCUCCUUGGUACAAUACUAUCUGUUGGGUAA